Messenger RNA from Cucumis melo (muskmelon), 753 nucleotides. RefSeq lists its product as uncharacterized. The record is from RefSeq and is a predicted model, not a curated record. The transcript has a single exon. Bases 1 to 753 code for a protein of 250 amino acids. NCBI's taxonomy places the organism in Eukaryota, Viridiplantae, Streptophyta, Magnoliopsida, Cucurbitales, Cucurbitaceae.
AUGGGAGACUCUGACAAGCUUUUAAAUGAUCUAAUUCAAGCUUUGAACAGUGAAUUUGCUCUUAAAGACCUUGGAGAUCUUAGUUAUUUCCUUGGGGUCGAGGUAUCGUAUCCUACAAAUGAAGGUAUGUUCUUAUCCCAAGCAAAAUAUAUUACUGACCUCUUGCAGAAGAUGAAGAUGUUUGAUGCCAAACCUAUCUCAACUCCAAUGGUCAGUGGACAGUUAGUAUCUGCUCAUCACAGUGAGAACUUUCAUGAUAUACAUUUGUAUUGUAGUACUGUUAGAGCUUUACAAUAUGCUACACUUACACAUCCUGGGAUAUCUUACAAUGUAAACAAAGCAUGUCAAUUUAUGCAUUCUCCUAAACUUAUACAUUGGCAACUUGUUAAGAGAAUUUUGAGAUAUCUCAAGGGUUUCUUGUCUCAUGGUUUAUGGCUUCGAUGCUCUACAAACUUAUCUAUUGUUGGUUUUGCCAAUGCCGAUUGGGCUUCUGAUCCUGAUGAUAGGAAAUCCACAUUUGGUUAUUGUGUCUACUUUGGUAAUAAUUUGGUAUCUUGGGGAUCCAAGAAACAAUCUAUUAUUUCCCGAUCAAGCACUGAAGUAGAAUACAGGUGUCUUGCUCUUCUGGCUACUGAAUCAGUGUGGAUUAAUUCUCUUCUUUGUGACUUAGGUAUCACUUUAUCUCAACCCCCAGUUUUGUGGUGUGAUAACCUUAGUGCUUUUCAUUUAAGUGCUAAUCCUAUUUUGCAUUAA